Molecule: messenger RNA, 1441 nt
Organism: Malus domestica (apple)
Lineage: Eukaryota; Viridiplantae; Streptophyta; Magnoliopsida; Rosales; Rosaceae
Product: cyclin-D5-1-like
Biological process (GO): mitotic cell cycle phase transition; regulation of cyclin-dependent protein serine/threonine kinase activity
Cellular component (GO): cyclin-dependent protein kinase holoenzyme complex; nucleus; cytoplasm
Molecular function (GO): cyclin-dependent protein serine/threonine kinase regulator activity
Source: RefSeq, a predicted model, not a curated record
GCAACCGUUAAAACGUACGGUGUCACAUCAUUGCUAAACUACCCCAUUUCGUCUCCAUCUCAACCUCUCCAGUCUUGCUGGUCAACCAUUUUUUUUCACUCCAAAUCUCGGAUUAUUCAGUCCUGGGAUUAUAUUAUCCGACUCUGUUCGCACUAGAUUUUCUUGGUGGAAAUGCAGCAAACAGUUAGAAAGGAAAAAAAUGAAGAGAAAAAGAGACGAAAAUGGUGAUCCUUUAUCGCGGGACCUUUCUUGCCGAGAAAGUGACAGCUUUUUCUUCAACGGAGAUUGUGGAGAAGACAAACCAAUCCUCAAUCUCAACAACUAUUGUGAUGGCUUUGCACUGGAAGAAGACCACUUGCAGAACUUAAUUCUCAGAGAGAUCGAAUUUGGGUUCGAGAAAGACGAAGAUUUGGUGAUUCCCAUUUGGGUUUUGAACGCUCGAGUGGAAUCCAUCACAUGGGUUCUCCAAAGAAGAAGGGCUCUUGGAUUUCAUCCCAGAACAGCAUAUCUGUGCAUGACAUACUUUGAUCGGUUCAUUUCCCUGAGACAAAUCCCUGUUAAUAAUAAAGAAGCUGUGGUUAGAUUACUUUCAGUGGCGUGUCUAUCUCUGGCUGCAAAGAUGGACGAGCAGAACAUUCCAUCACUGUCACAGUACGAAGUCGAAAAUCCUCACCUUUUUGAAGUAAAACUGAUUCAGAGAAUGGAGCUUACGGUGUUGGGAGCACUGGAAUGGAAGAUGAAUAUGAUUACACCCUUCUCGUUUAUCGAUUACUUCGUCUCCAAGUUGUGCCAAGAAUCUCUAUCUGAUGUAAAAUCCAAGAUUGCAGGCCUCCUCCUUUCCAUAAUCACAGAGAUUAAUUCAAUGCAUCAACGACCGUCCGCUGUAGCAGCCGCGGCCACUUUGAUGGCAUUGGAUCAGAAACUAACAAAAGAAGCAUUGGAAUUAAAGAUAAACUCUGUAUCAGAACUGAAAUUUUUGGAAAUUGAAGCUGUGAUUUUCUGCUACAAUCGAAUGCAGGAGAAGGAGCUGAAGAGUUUGAAGGACUGAUCGAUCCCAGUAAAUGUUGUAGAUAAUUCUUCAGUUCCAGCAGAGAAGUCUGUAAAAACCAAUUGAUCACUCAUGCAGUUUGAUUCGAGCCCCAUGGGUGGAUGUUGUAGAGAAUUUUUCAGCUACAUCAGAUUACAUUAGAGAAGAGUAAUUCUGUUCUGGUGUAGAAAUUCCAAUGGUGGAGUGGAGUUACUUUGAGGAAAGAAUCUUCAGUUCGGGCGCUCGCUAGGGCAGCAAACACAAGGGGGUGGGAGAGACUUAAAUUCGGAGGUAGGAUGCCUUGUAUUGUAUGUGCGGUUGAAUGGUCACGUCGUCCGUAAGAUUUUCUUUGUUUAACACAAAAAUUAAAUCGAGUACAGAUAAACCGAGUUGUAUAAAUACAAUCUAGUUCGA